Molecule: messenger RNA, 2132 nt
Organism: Dunckerocampus dactyliophorus (ringed pipefish)
Lineage: Eukaryota; Metazoa; Chordata; Actinopteri; Syngnathiformes; Syngnathidae
Gene: ddx28
Product: DEAD (Asp-Glu-Ala-Asp) box polypeptide 28
Exons: 1
Coding region: 198-1868 (556 amino acids)
Biological process (GO): mitochondrial large ribosomal subunit assembly
Cellular component (GO): mitochondrion
Molecular function (GO): nucleic acid binding; ATP binding
Source: RefSeq, a predicted model, not a curated record
GACACUCGUCAACUUACGCAUGGCGAUCAGGUUUGCUUUUCUCAUGACUUUCUGACAGUACAUUAACUUUACUGAACUCUUGGCGAUUCCUACGUUGAUUCAUCGUGUCAUCGUGUUGUUUUAGUAUGUAGUAUGUUUCCUCCACUCUUUUGUCGCUAACUUUUAGCCGCCAACAGGCUAGCGUUAGCAUUACCAGAAUGUGGUCUCUGAAGGUCGGCUGUCCGGCUUUGAUUUCGCAAAAAGUGAGCAGAGCUGUAGCCGGUCAUAUUUAUUUUUCUGUGUACGCUGCUCGUCUUCGUCCAACAACACCCUCCACAGAAGAUAUCCCUAUCAUUCGUGUCCCUCGCUACGUGCAGAAACGCGUUGAGAACCCGAAGCAGACCCGAGGCAAGAACAACGUGAACACCAUCAAAGCUGGCAAGCUCCUCAUACAGAGCAGGAACGCUAGUUUGAAUCAGUCUGUUGGAUAUACGCACGGCAAGUUUGAUGAACCUACUCUGUGCUCCAAAGGAUGGAAGCACAAACAGUCCUGCGGGGAUUAUUUCACCAUUAACAACAUCAAGUCUGUUGCACCUUAUGUUUAUGGAAGCCCUGAGGAGGAUGCCGAAAAGCCCGUAAAGACGUUCCAUAAACUACACAUCUCCAAGGGAUUGGUGGAGACUUUGGAGCACCUCAACAUUACUCACCCCACCACUGUGCAGCUGCAGACCAUCCCAAAGGUGAUGAGAGGUCACAACAUCCUGUGUGCGGCAGAGACAGGAAGUGGGAAAACACUGAGUUAUCUGCUGCCUAUUGUGCACAAAUUACAGCUCACUGAGGAUGUGUUUGGAGGAGCAGGUUCUGCAAAAAUCCGCGCUGUGAUUCUGGUGCCCUCCAGGGAGCUUACUGAGCAGGUUGCCGCCGUGUCCAGGAGCCUGUGCGACCCGUUGGGCAUGGUGACUAGGACUGUGGGUGGCGGGCGAGGUGUGGGGCACAUCAAGAGCGUCUUCAAGCGAAGUGUUCCGGAUAUAUUGGUGGCGACGCCGGGUGCUCUGGUCAAAGCUUUGAGGAGACGCUGCUUGGAUUUGAGUGAGCUGAACUUCUUGGUGGUGGAUGAAGCAGACACCAUGUUUGACCCAAGCUUUGCUGACUUGCUGGAGGACAUUUUGCACCACACUGAAAUUGCAAGACAUCCAAGGGAUACUCAAGGCCCCGCCCACAAGGCUCAGCUGCUGGUUGUGGGCGCCACCUUCCCCGGUGGGGUCGGGGAAGUUCUCAGCAACGUGACGGACCUCGGUAGCAUGGUGGUCAUCAAGAGCAAGAUGCUUCACUUCCUGAUGCCGCAUGUGAAGCAGACUUUCCUCAAGGUGAAAGGUGCUGAUAAGAUCCUGGAGCUCAACCAUUACCUGAAACUCCUCCAGCAGGAAAAAGGAGGAGGAGGUGUUCUGGUGUUUUGCAACAAGUCCUCCACUGUCAACUGGCUGGGGUUCUCCUUGGAGGAGAUGGGGGUACAUCACGCCCGCCUCCAAGGGGAGAUGCCGGCUGCCUUGCGCACGGGCAUCUUCCACAAAUUCCAGAAGGGAACUGUGAACGUCCUCCUGUGCACUGACAUCGCCUCGCGAGGCCUGGACACGUCUCGGGUGCGCUUGGUGGUCAACUACGACUUCCCGGAGUCUCACACGGACUACAUCCACAGGGCCGGGCGGGUAGGGAGGGCCGGGGGAUUUGAAGGUGGUAAGGUGCUCAGCUUCGUCACGCAUCCCUGGGAAGUGGAACUUGUGCAGAAGAUUGAGACGGCAGCACGUAGGAAGACUAGUUUGCCUGGGAUGGAGUCUCAAAUACGGGAGCCAAAGCCAGAACUAGUUAUGACGGAACAGUCAGAGGUGUGAGGGCAUUUGUACUGUGCAAACAGUAGAGAGGCGUUGGUGGAAGAACCCAUUAAAAUGUUGGUGAGAAAUAUAUUUCAUCAUUAAAAAUAACUUUAACCCAUGUUUUGUUGUGUUGUGUUGCUGUGAAUGGGGUGGACCAAGGUGAUCAGAGGUAACAGAGGCGGGCCUUUGCUGGAUUCUGUAUGAAAGCUACAUGCUGCAAGUUUGGCAUCAAUUAUUCAGAAAUUCUGCGUUUUACAUGUUUUAUUUUGCAUCACAAUAAUG